AUGAGUGAAGACCAUGACGGUCAUAUUCCCACACCAGACUACAGCCAUCUCGAUAGCACAGACUUCGAACGGGUCUAUGAGCCUUCCGAAGAUACGUUUAUCCUUCUCGACGCGCUGCAGAGCGAACGUCAUCACCUAGCAACGCAGCGUCCACUCAUAUGUGUGGAAAUAGGCUCUGGAUCUGGCCUAGUGCUUGCCUUUCUAGCACGCUUGCUGUCAAAACAAGAACAACUGGUGUGUAUCGCAACAGACAUCAAUGAAUGCGCAGCUCAGGCGACUCGCAAAACGCUUGAAAGAAAUAGAGUUGUUGGUGACGUCAUCGUCACGGAUCUACUGACUAGUCUGUCUACGCGUUUGUCCGCUCUGGUCGAUGUUUUGCUUUUCAAUCCACCGUAUGUUGUAACCGAGUGUGUACCUGGAUCACGUGGUUUGGAGAGCGCAUGGGCAGGAGGCGAGCGUGGGAGACAUGUGAUGGACAGAGUUCUACCGGAAGUCGACAGAUUGCUGUCGCCCGGUGGUGUCUUCUAUCUUGUUGUCAUUGAAGAGAAUGAUCCCGAUGAAAUAUCGAGUCUACUCGAGACACGCGGUCUGACAGUCAAACGUAUACUGUCAAGAAGGGCUGGACGAGAACGACUCGUCGUACUUAAAGCCAGCAAGCUGAGGGACUUUUAUCACAACUACUUGACAAAUUGACUGAAAUAUAUAGUUAGCUUUGCAAUUUCUGUCGUAAAUGCAAACUUGUACUACGACUGUUUAAUAUAUUAAUCGCCACUCGUUUAAUUAAAUAAAUAAAAAUACAUGAAAUGUGUGAUAAUGUAUGUACAGUAGUGUGUCCAUACACAAGGUGAGCCUUUUCUGGUGCUCCACUACAGUCAAGCACAACUUUGUAAGCAGCUGUGGUCAUGUUGUUACUGUGUUUACUGAUCACUUUCUGGCCAGCUUAUUGCACCCUUACCUAUUCUCUUCACGCUACAGUCACCAUUACCUAUUGCUUCCAGCUUGCCAUUACUGCACAUGAAGUAGACCAACAUCAUGCAACAGAAAGUGAGCACCAAUGGUUCACACUUUUGAUCCAUUCUCUGCAGGCGCGUAA
This is a messenger RNA of Corticium candelabrum, 1093 nucleotides long. RefSeq names its product methyltransferase N6AMT1-like. NCBI's taxonomy places the organism in Eukaryota, Metazoa, Porifera, Homoscleromorpha, Homosclerophorida, Plakinidae. The record is from RefSeq and is a predicted model, not a curated record. The coding region runs from base 1 to 693 and encodes 230 amino acids. Gene Ontology annotation, molecular function: protein methyltransferase activity; nucleic acid binding; S-adenosylmethionine-dependent methyltransferase activity. The transcript has a single exon. Gene Ontology annotation, biological process: methylation. Gene Ontology annotation, cellular component: eRF1 methyltransferase complex.